AUGGCGAGGAAGGUGGCGCUGCUCCUGUGGACCCAGACCCUCAGCCUCGCUGGUGCCCAGACCACCCAGCUCGUUGUGGAUCCCCCCUGGAGGCUGGCAGUGCUGUGGGACCGGGUGACACUGACCUGCCAGGGCUCGGGGACUGCCAGUGCUACCACCUGGUACAAGGAUGGGUGGCGCCGAUGGCAGCAGGGACAGGAUCACCUCAUUGUCACCGAGAGAGGAACCUACACGUGUGAAAGACCUGGCACCAAGUUCAGCCCCUCCGUGAGUGUCUUAAAGGACUGGCUGGUGCUGCAGGUGCCAGCACAGGCACUGCUAGAGGGGCACACCUUGACACUGCGCUGCCGCUGCCGGCAGGACAACCAUCUCACCAGGGUGCAGUUUUACCGAGAAGAGAAGGAUCUUGGGAGGUCCCUAAAGGGGACCACACUGUCCCUUUCACCUCUGCAGCUGCACCACAGUGGCCGCUACAGAUGUGAGGGCUUGGUGGGGUCCUGGCAGUCACGGCUAGCAGCACCAGUGACAGUGAAAGUGCACAGGGUCCCGCCCUCGGGGGUGUCCCUGUCAGCACAGCCCCCAAGGGUACAGGUGGCACUGGGGGACCGACUAAUGCUGAGCUGUGCGGUGGCCAUGGGGACAGGUCCCCUGUCCUUCUCCUGGCACCGGGAGGGCUCAGGGGCACUGUCGGGCACUGGCCCCUGCCUGGUGUUGCACCACGUUGGGGACAAUGACAGCGGCCAGUACCGGUGCCGGGUAAGCGAUGGGGACAGCGUGGCCGAGAGUGUCCUCCUGAAUGUCACUGUCCUCCUGCCCGUGGCCAAUGCCACCAUCAUGCUCGGUCCCCUGUUACACCAGGAGCGCACAGGUGACAACGUGACCCUGCAUUGCUCGGUGCAGGUGGGCUCAGCCCCUGUCACCUUCACCUGGCUGCACAAUGGGCAGGAGGUCGCCCAGGGUCCCCUCCUGGAGCUCAGGGCCAUCAAUGUGGGACAUUCGGGCACCUCUCAGUGCAUGGCCACCAACCAGCUGGGACAGGACGGGCACCGCGUGUUCUGGGCACUGAGCCCAGAGCUGUCCCUGGAGGUGACACCUGGCUCACCCUGGGUCACAGUGGCCACAGGGGUCGGUGGGGCCCUUUUGUUCCUGCUCCUGCGUGUCAGUGUGACCUGGCACCUGUGGCACAGUGUGGCCGCCAGGAAGAAGCAGGAAAGGGCCCCUCCAGAUCUCCUGGCCCCCCUAGAGGAGGGGGAGGUGCUGUACACCCACGUCGUGGUCACCAAGAGGGCAGGGGCGUCCUCCUUUGCCACCAGCGUCCAGGAUCCCCAGGUGACCUACGUGAAGCUGCGGGGACCCCAGGGGCAACUGCAGGAACUCGGCUGCUGUCCCCAGUCACCCACCGGUGCCCUGACCACCCAGAUCCUGGUGGAGCCCUCCUGGACACCACUGGUGCUGUGGGACCAGGUGACACUGACCUGCCAGGGCUCGGGGACCUCCGAUGCCACCACCUGGUACAAGGACAGGCGGCACUUGUGGCAGGAGAGACAGGAACGCUUCACUGUCACCGAGAGUGGCACCUACUGGUGUGACAGACCCGGCACCGGACGCAGCCCCCUCGUGAUAGUCUUACAACAGCUCUUCUCGGUGCCAGUGCUGAAGGGUCCCCCCGAGCUCACCGUGGGGUCCCCCCUGGCAGUCAGCUGCCUCAGGACCCCCAGCCCCCUGCGGCCCCGAGCCCCGCUCCUGCACGUGUUCUGCUGGGAAGGCAGGUAG
Molecule: messenger RNA, 1773 nt
Organism: Melospiza georgiana
Lineage: Eukaryota; Metazoa; Chordata; Aves; Passeriformes; Passerellidae
Product: Fc receptor-like protein 4
Exons: 13
Coding region: 1-1773 (590 amino acids)
Biological process (GO): cell surface receptor signaling pathway
Molecular function (GO): transmembrane signaling receptor activity
Source: RefSeq, a predicted model, not a curated record